UUCAAUUCGCGAAAGAAGUUAUUUUGGCAGCUGGACGCACCUAACGCACUUUGGCGGUGGUGAAACUUAGAAAAUUGUUACUUGAGCGCUGAUGCUACUGCAAAGUUAAAUCUGUGAACAUUUGCAGUGUUCUUUGGGAUAAAUAUACCUUUUUCCGGAAUCCAGGUACAAAAUCCAGUAGAUAAGUUUUCUUUGCGCAUGCGCUGGUACAGAUGUUGUGAGACAGAAAACAUUCUCUUUUCAAAUGAAGAAUGGAACGUCGUAAUGAGCAUUAGUCUGCACAUCGAAUGGUUUUAUUGCUAUUCAUGGAGGAGAAGCUGCAGUAUAAAAAAAAUCAUGUUGACGAAGGAAACCCUACAGUUUGGACGAUUUUUAAAACGAUUUUUUCAAUUUGAAUAAAAAAAAUUUUGAUCAUCAUUAUCAAGAAAGAUCUGCUCGAUUUAAAUGAGAGAAGGAAAAAAUAUUAUUAUGCUCAGAAGGAAUUUCUAACUUCGUCGCUUCAGAACGUACGUGAAAUUUAAUUAAUUUCUACCUGAAGAUACAUCGCAAUUCUUUUUAGUUAUCACCAAAGCCAUGGAAAAAGUAGAAAGAAUAAUAAUAAGUUCCAUCAGAGAUCUCAUCAUUUUUGACGAUGUUUGAGAUCAAGAUAGAAAUUAACUGAAUUAGAGGCUAUGAAGUGUUCAUUUUUAAUUUUUCAGCGCAAACAUAUUCUUCUGAAGUAUUUAUUUUACUUUUCUUAAAAAAUUAAAACAGGCAUUCAUUUAUAAUUGCUUCUAAAAGCAUAGUAAUGAAAGGAUUAGUCUUCGAUAAGCUUACAUUUUUCAUAUAGGGAAUGUUAAUAUGCUCGAAGCAUAGUGCAAAGCAAUUCAUUGUCAGCUUUAUUGCAUUUGUGACCAUUUAGAAAAAAAAUAUAUUACUUUUGAAAAAUACUUCUAUAGGCAUUAGAAAAGCACUUAUUAUACCCCAAAACGCUAUGAAUCCGUCCUCAAAGGCGUCAAAACAAAACUAUUUCUGAGCUUUAUACUGUAAUCAGCGCCCAAAGAUCUCAAGUGUCUUCGCUUUCUGUAUUCGAAAAAAAAAAUGACCUGACAUUUUAACCCUAGUCUAGGACAAUUUCAAACAAAUACUAUUUUAACAAAGGUUUUUCAUUACACACGAUUUCUUUAAAGAGUAAAUUAGCCUUAAAAAAGUUUUAGUUUUUCAAAUUACAUAUUAAUAAAAAAUAUAUAUCAGUGCAUUCUCAUCUUGAUGAAGUGCUGUUGUGUCUACAUAUCGAAACGUCCUACUUAAUUUUUAAUACCUUGUCCAUACUGAAUAGAAUCAUUUGCAAAAUGUAAGAAUAAGGAAAGUAAGAAUAAUAGAAUUCACUAAUGCUGGAAAUAUAAAGUAUUGAGCAGAAAUUAUUAUUAGGAAGACGAGUAAUAAUAUAGAAAUAAAUUAUCAACCAAACUGUGAGCACAAAGUGUAGUUCUGAAACUUAUUUUACAUUCAGAAGGCACCAAAUAUAGAAUUAAGAAGUAUUUUUAAAGUAUACCCAUUUAUAGAGAAGCAUGGUCAAUAAUCACAUAGCGAAUGUAGAUGGUAUAAAGUAUCAGAAAAUAUAUUGAUUUAGAGAUUAAAACCACUAUUCUGUUGAAAUCAGAUUACAAAAAGAAGCUUAAAAAAUGUACGCUAAAUUGUCUUUACUUUAAAAUAAUCAAUCGUAUGAUCUAUUCUUAUGAAAAAGUCCAUCUUCUUAGAAGGUAUGCGGUUCAAUAAUCGCAUAACUGAAUCAGUACUUCUCGUAUGAACAGACUGUAGAUUAUUGUGUUGAGCCAAGUUCUCUGACGUUAGGCAGUUUCCAGAUUUCAAUUGUGUUAAAAAUGUAAAGUUUCACUGGAGAAUAUCAAAAAUCUUAAGAAAUGAAAUAAAAGGUUGUUGGAAAAAAGUAUAACAUUUCUCAAUGGUUCAAAAAUUUCCCAAAUUAGCAAAAAAAAAUGAAUAGAAAGUUUUAUUGGAAGAAUGGUCAAUGGAGUUGAUGCCAUGUUUAGCUUAUAUUAGUCAUGUCAGUACAGCAUGAUAAAACUUGGCAAACGCAACAAAUAUUGCUUCAUCAUUCAACUGAGUGCUGGUACAAGUUUAUCCACAAAAGACCUCUAAUAGUUCAAGAAACUGUUUUUUACUGAAUAUUAUUCAUAAAAAAAAGUUCUUAGUCAAGCCCAAUAAACUUUGAUCAGAUAGCAAAGAUUCACUAAUAUGGACUUCUAAUUAUUUCAGAAAUUGCAUUUCAUACCAAUUCCAGAUUUCAAAAGUGCAGUUAUAUCGAAUAAAAUAACUUCUAAUCUCAACCAGUAAAGUGACUUGAACUGCGAUUGAAUUGUAAUUGUGCCGUAUAUUAAACUUGGUAUUACUUGCCUCUUGCACCAUAAAGAACAGAAAUAGUUAAAACUGUAGAUGAUUUGAUUUUUACUGGGAACAACUGUUGAUAGUUACAAUAAACUGUGCUUACAGAUACAAUUAAGGUAGAAUAGGCUCUUACCCCUAUAUUGUUGAUUUACAGGCAAUUUUUCUUAAAAUUUUACUUCCUUGCUGUAAAUAAAUUCUGGAAACAUAAUCGCUUGGAUGAAAUAGAUCAUUACAAGGAACUACCGUUUUCAUAGUAAUUAAUUGACUGCCAUGAUCAAGUGUAAGCACAGGUAAACUUUGUUUGCACAAUUUAUUAAAUACCAGUUCAAAAUAUUUUAGGUCUUUCGCCGUCAAACAACCUAAUAAGAAGCUCCACUAGACAGAAAAAAAAAAUGGAUGGAUCAGUUUGAAUCCUCCGCAGGAAGGUUGUGGAUAUUCUCUUAAGGGACCAUGUACCAGCCGAGUCGGACAGUCAUCGAUUGUGACAAUCGCGUGGUUUUGAACAUCGGUGGGAUCCGCUUCGAGACUUACAAGGCCACCCUCAAGAAGAUUCCUGCUACGCGACUGUCACGGCUGACUGAAGCCCUUGCCAACUACGAUCCCGUUCUCAACGAAUACUUUUUCGACCGCCACCCGGGUGUGUUCGCACAGAUUCUCAAUUACUAUAGAACCGGGAAGCUCCACUAUCCGACCAACGUGUGCGGACCGCUUUUCGAAGAGGAGCUCGAAUUCUGGGGAUUGGAUGCAAAUCAGGUGGAGCCUUGUUGCUGGAUGACUUACACAGUUCAUCGAGAUACACAGUCCACGUUGGCCAUAUUAGAUAAUUUAGAUUUGGAUGCCGAGAAACCGAGUGACGAAGAACUGGCUAGGAAGUUUGGUGUGGAGGAACAGUAUCUCGCCGGAAAAAUGACCUGUUGGCAAAGGAUAAAGCCUAGAAUAUGGCUGUUGUUUGACGAACCGGCCUCUUCAAUUGCGGCAAAAGUGGUGGCCGUAGUAUCUGUGUUCUUCAUCUGCGUAUCAAUCGUCACUUUUUGCCUGAAGACUCACCCUAACAUGCGCGUCCCGGUCAUCGUAAAUCGGACGAUUCACCAACCGCCCAACGGGACUGCCCUCUGGACACUGGACAAGACAAAGACGGAGGCACACGAAGCCUUUUUCUACGUCGAAAGCGUCUGCAAUGCCUGGUUCUCGUUCGAAAUUGCCUCUCGCUUCCUGGUGAGCCCUAAGAAGAUGGAAUUCAUGACCGCCCCCAUCAACAUCAUAGACUUCAUCGCCACCAUGUCCUUCUACUCGGACAUGCUGCUACAGAGACUCGCCUCAGAUCUCGAAAAGGCGGAUAUCCUCGAUUUUUUCAGCAUCAUCAGGAUUUUCAGGUUAUUCAAGUUGACUCGCCACUCUAGAGGAUUGAAGAUCCUCAUUCAUACCUUCAAGGCGAGCGCAAAGGAGCUUUUCCUGCUCGUUUUCUUCCUCGUCCUGGGAAUCGUCAUCUUCGCCUCCCUCGUCUACUACGCUGAGCGUCUGCAGGCGAACCCCAGCAAUGAUUUUACCAGCAUCCCGGAGGGGCUGUGGUGGGCCAUAGUCACCAUGACGACAGUGGGCUACGGGGACAUGGUGCCCAGGACGUACGUGGGCAUGCUGGUCGGUGCCCUCUGCGCCCUAGCAGGGGUGUUAACCAUCGCUCUCCCCGUGCCCGUUAUCGUGUCCAAUUUCACCAUGUUCUACUCUCACACGCAGGCCCGAGAGAAACUGCCUAAGCAGCGUAGAAGGGUGCUGCCGGUGGAGCAAGUGAGGGUGAGGCCCCUUAGGCCUCCCGGGGUGCAAAGUGGGGGUCUGCAGCACAGGAGGAUGAAUGCGAUCAAGCACCACCAUCCAGCGGCUCUUAAGGAUUACAGCAAUAAGACAGGUGCCAAUACGAAUGGUAUGAACCAGCUUCCCGGAAUCUCUCGUCUCGGCGGAAGUUCGAACCCUGGUGCUUUCGGCGUGGCUGGUGCGGUCAUGUCCGGCCUCCCGUCGCUCGCCUCAGCCGCCAAUCCUAGCCUGUGCCUGCCUGGUGCCUCUCCGACCAGCCUGUCCAGGGCAUCCUCUUCGGAGGCCGCGCCCCAGUCCAGCUGCGAUGAACCCCUUCCCCGGGUUCGAUUCUCGUCUGCAGCCGAUCUUCUCCAACCGCCCCCCUGCUCUUCCAAGCCGCCCAGCCGACGAUCCUCCACCCUCUCACCCGCCAUCCACGUUACCACCCCCGUGGACGGAGUGCUUACCUCACUCUAGACGCGCGUAUCCAAUGCCAUGUCGCCAUAGAGAUGAGUUUCGGGUUCCUCUCAUAAAUUGCCGCCGAGGGGAGAAGCGACUCAUUUAUUCGACUGGUCAAUGAGCUUGUUAGCAUCAAAUUGUAGUUCUGGUUUAUUUUUACUCGUUCUGUGGCUCAUUUUGUAUCUGCUUGAAACUAAGGAAAAACGAUACAUUGAGAAUUUCCUUGAACUCUUCUAUUUAAGCAACAUAACGUGCACUAAACAAGUUGUUGAUAACUUCGUUAGUUUUAUAAAAUGGGCAUUCAAAAAUAUGAUAGAGCCUUCCAAUUCAGAAAAAUCAAUAACAUUUGAAAUUCUUAAUCAUACGUAAAGCUUCUUAACCGCUUGUUUUAUUUUAAGUGUAGUUAUAGCUGUUCAUAUAUUCAGAAAUAAUCUGUAUAGCAAAAAUAUUUUCCUGCUUUUGUUUUUAAAAGAGUCUAAAAAAUUAGCCCAAAGCUUCUUAUAUUCAUUGUAAAAUUUAAAAAAAAUGUUUGACUUUAGUUUCUUAAAUAAGCAGUUUCCAUUUCAUUUUGAUGCACUCCAUUCCCAGUGAACGCUGGAAUGACGAUUAUAAAAUGUAGUUAUCUACACAUUACUUUCUCCGGUGAACGACUAUUUUUUAUCUAAAUAAUUAAUUUACUAUAAUAAAAACAAAAUAUUACAUUAAUACAUAGUAAAUUGAAAGUCGUGAGACUGUUAAAACGAAACAAUUGAAUAUACAGCAAAUGAAAGCAAUUUAGAAGAAGGAGAAAAUUUUUCUCGAAUAGGGAUAAAACAAUUGGAGAAGAGCCAAUGUUUGAAUAUCACAGCAAUUCCGGAUACGCUUCUAUCACUUUUGCUGUUUCUCAUGAAUCACUUCGAUUACUUAUGUGCAACCGAUCUCUUGAGCUAGUCCGAACUCCAACGAGAAAUAUCUUACCACUGAGAUGAAGUUUCAAAUGAGACCUCCGGAACCCAAUUCCGGUAAUAAGAUGUGAUUAAAAAUGACUUUUGACUUUAAUAUUAAAUAAUAAAUAAAGUUUCAAUAACGAAAAACGAACAGCAGUUACGAAAUAAGAAUAAAUUAAUUUUUGGAAUAAUUACAUGGUGGUUCUGCAGCUCUGCACUUUAAAAGGGAAAAAUGCUAGUAUCACUUUCAGCUUUAAUUAGAAACGCAUUUAAUUUCACAUUGCAAUCACUUUUUAAAGGCAUUCAGAUUCUUAUCUCAAAUUUUCUAAAAACGUUCAUUUUUAAAAAACAAUUCUGCAUAAUGUUGUAACUAUAUCCCAUAAGGCUAUUAUGUAUCAGUCAUCACAUUUUGGACAUUUAAUAAAAUUUGAAAUAUUUGACAUUUGAAACGUUGAAACAUUUGUAAGUUUUUUUUCGGUGGCUUUUUCUCUUCGUUUCACCGUUCGGUAGAGAGAUGAAUUUACUUAUACGAAUAAUGAUGAGAAAAACACUUUAAAGUCAUAUUGUUUUGAUUUCUAAUCAGCCUCACGAAAUGACUCGUUUUAGUUGGCAGAUAUAAUCUUCAAUAGACAUUUGAAUUGUUUAAUGGCAUUCUUCCACAUAAUUCAAGAGUAAUUCUGAACACUUCAACACACUUUCACAACUAAAUUUUUGGUCUUACUUAUAAGGACUUAUUUUAUUAGACUAAAUUUGUACAGCUAUUUUAUAAAACUAAAACUCUGUUUAUUUGAAAUAAUGUCAAGUAAAAAUAAAAAAACAAAAUUAUUGAAACGUAUUAUUAUUUAAUAUAUUUAAGUGGCUUGUCGCAACUGAUGGAAAAUGACAAAAAGAUAAAUAUGAUCUUUAAAUGCUUUAUUCUAAAACAAAUUUAAAAGUGGAACAAUGCCGAUUAUCGGCAUUAAAGUUUAUGUGGCAUCAAAAAUUAGAUAAUGAAUUUUAAUAUUUAUUCUUUUUCAGUCGAGAGCCAAUGAAAAACUAUACUGAUUGCGUAGACUACAUUUAAUUAAUCACGUGAUUUUGUGAAUACACGUCGAUGAUCAGAAAUUUUUUGCUUAAAGUAAAAAACAAUAUAUAAAUAUGCAAUCAUUUCUUAACUAUACCGAAACAACUUCCCAGAAUAUGUUUCAUAAUAUAAUAAGUUGCAUUUUUAAAGACGCCAAAUGAAAUAUUUUAAAUUUUAAUCAUUUCAAAGUGCACAAAAAUGUUUUUUUGCUGUAAGAUUUUAAGCAUGCUACUC
Argiope bruennichi is the source of this 6855-nucleotide messenger RNA. Its product is annotated as potassium voltage-gated channel protein Shaw-like. The coding region runs from base 2836 to 4650 and encodes 604 amino acids. The transcript is spliced from 9 exons. The record is from RefSeq and is a predicted model, not a curated record. Gene Ontology annotation, molecular function: protein binding; delayed rectifier potassium channel activity. Lineage: Eukaryota; Metazoa; Arthropoda; Arachnida; Araneae; Araneidae. Gene Ontology annotation, cellular component: neuronal cell body membrane; dendrite membrane; axon. Gene Ontology annotation, biological process: potassium ion transmembrane transport; protein homooligomerization.